Molecule: messenger RNA, 2600 nt
Organism: Stegastes partitus (bicolor damselfish)
Lineage: Eukaryota; Metazoa; Chordata; Actinopteri; Pomacentridae
Product: SUMO-conjugating enzyme UBC9-like
Exons: 7
Coding region: 345-821 (158 amino acids)
Source: RefSeq, a predicted model, not a curated record
UAAACAAAAAAGGGGCCUUUUUUGCGAUACGGUAGCUGUGGAAGCGGUUUUGAGAGUUCUAUUGUUUUGCACAAUUGUAAAUUGUGCCAAAAUUUGUCCAGUAUAUUUUGAGUAGAGUGUUAGGGUAGUGGUAAUAACCUAGACGUAUCAUACGUUUUGGUCUUUUACUCCUCAGUUAGUAUAGCAUUUUAUUGUUCAGCGUCAAAGGGUUUAUUUUUUUCGGUCGCCGUCAUAACGGGAGUAACGUUAGCAUUAGCAAGCAAUCAAGCUACUCUUUAAACUGACGCGACGCUAAUUUCGAUAUUUAUUUGAUUAAAAUAAGGGUGAGGCAUUAAUGAGCAGCAAUGUCUGGCAUCGCUCUGAGCAGACUGUCCCAGGAACGGAAAGCAUGGAGAAAGGACCACCCAUUUGGUUUUGUUGCUGUGCCUACUAAAAAUCCAGAUGGAACCAUGAAUCUGAUGAAUUGGGAGUGCGCAAUUCCAGGGAAGAAAGGAACGUUGUGGGAGGGAGGACUCUAUAAACUCAGAAUGCUGUUCAAAGAUGACUACCCUUCCUCGCCACCCAAAUGCAAGUUUGAGCCACCAAUUUUCCACCCAAAUGUCUAUCCGUCCGGCACUGUGUGUCUGUCAAUCCUGGAGGAGGACAAAGACUGGAGACCGGCCAUCACCAUCAAACAGAUCCUGUUGGGUAUCCAGGAGCUGCUAAAUGAGCCUAACAUUCAAGACCCUGCACAAGCAGAGGCUUACACAAUUUACUGUCAGAAUAGGAUGGACUAUGAGAAAAGGGUAAGGGCACAGGCCAAGAAGUUUGCCCCCACAUAAGUGGAAAGCUGGCCUUUAUCCCGUCUAAGCUGAGCGAACUGAGAGAUAACAACCCAGGAGCAGGCAGCACCUGAAGGACCACUCCAAUAAGAAUCCAGUUUUGAGUGUUGUUAUACUGUUACUAUAGGUGACAAGUGAGACUGUAUUUCUUUGUUCCUCUUUUAAACAAUGAAAGUUAAAUAAGGUAACAAUUUUCCCUCUCUUCAAGAAAGAAGUAUGCAUUGUCAGUGCAUAGCUGGUGAUCCUAGAACUCUACUGUUAGUAUCACAUUUGUAACUUGUAUAAUCCAUCUCUAGUUUUGUUAUUAAUGCUAAGCUUACUCAUGUCUUCAUUUAUAUUGUAAGCCUUGCUGAUGUAUAGACAGGACUAUAGAAAUAACAUUUCUUGUCCAAACUCCUCUGUGUAAUGUUCAAUUGGAUGCAACAAAGAAAGAGAUCUAACCUAUUUGUUACCUUUCUGUCUUUAUAAAACCUUGAAAGCCCAGAAGUGUUGGAGAUAGUGUUUGAUGAAUGCAGGCUUCAACAGUGACAAAGUAGUCAGAAGUACAAUAUUCAUUCUUCAUUUGUUCUCUUGAUCUUGUGUUCAAUUCUCAUUACGUAUCCAUCACAUCUGAGUUCUGAGAAAAGUGUAAAAAGAAGAACAUCAAUACUUAAAAUUUCUAGUAAAAGACAAUCGAGCACUGCUAAUUUGUAGGUUGUGAACUACAUCGUGGCAGUUAUGUAGAGAAAAAAUGGCACUCUGUCCAUCUCAGAGAAGGAAGCACUUACAGUAGUAAAAUAAAGCAGGUAAGUCAAGGCCUUGCACAGUGCAGUGAGUUAAAAUUCUCCUGUUAUUGAAGCAAAACCAAAACUAACGUAGUGGUAGAAUUCUUUUGGUGAACCCAACUGAAUGUUAAACUAUUUAUCCAUUAUGGUAAUGCACUUCAUUCACAUUCAACUGCAGUGUGUUGUCUAGGAAUGUCCUGAUGAGGUCUCAAAGAGUAGGGCUGAAUCCGAUAAAAGCAUUUUUUAAUUGACGUCAUGCCCAUAUCAAUCAGUGAAUGUCCUCUGUCACACAGGGACCAGACUUUGGUCACGCAAAUUUUAAAUCAUUUGUUAAAUGAUGCAGUAUUGUCAAUUAAUAAUUGAUUAAUUAAUAAUAUAAAUUAAGCACAGCGGAUGUUUUCCUGUGCUGAUUAUGUUGUUUCAGUCAACACACACAUGAUAAGAGUCCAAAAUGACACCCUCUUGUGGUCACUCCAGCACAGGAAGAGGCACAACCUGGUGGCACAACUUGGUACUGUAGCUAAAAAUACUUGGGGUAUGUAUUAUGUAGGAAAAUGAUUUUAGUUUGGAUUGGCAGAUACUAAAUGCUAAAUGACUUUAUGUGGCAAAAAAGAAACUUCAUCGACAUCCCGAGUGUAAUCUUCUUCCUAAUAUGCUAUAAUAUGAUAUAAAGAGAAGUUGUAUAGGAAAACUUUAAAAAAAAAAUGUUGCUGUAUGUUCAUUUUUCCCAUUCAUUUGGUUAUUUUAUACCAUGAUUUUUACAAAAUUAAUUUCAACCUGUAUAAAUCCUAAAAGAAACUACUGGCAGUCAGGAGCUCAAGGAUCCUUAUUGGAAUGGCCUCCCAACCAGCAAGAAGGGCAGAUAAAAGUGCACUUGAGUGUUUUUUUUGCCUCUGAAUAUAUGAGCGUAUGUACAUAAUAGAAAUAUUGAAAAAUUGUGAAAGGUAUGUUUUAUAUUGUCUUAGCCAGUUAACAGUUGUGUGUGGUAUAAUAAAUGACAAAACAAAUGGCAACA